Colletotrichum phormii is the source of this 1806-nucleotide messenger RNA. RefSeq lists its product as uncharacterized. Lineage: Eukaryota; Fungi; Ascomycota; Sordariomycetes; Glomerellales; Glomerellaceae. The record is from RefSeq and is a predicted model, not a curated record. The transcript is spliced from 4 exons. Bases 1 to 1806 code for a protein of 601 amino acids. Gene Ontology annotation, molecular function: FAD binding; oxidoreductase activity.
AUGAGAUUCGUAUCCAAAGUUGCCGGACCAGCCUCAAUCGCGGGCCUAGCAAUUGCGGCCGCCGUCCUACUGGCACCAAAUCUCUCCCGCUGGAACCGCCCAUUCUGCACAUGUACUGAUGGCGACAGCUGUUGGCCAUCCGAGUCGCAAUGGCAAAGUCUCAAUGCCUCUGUGAGCGGUCGUCUCAUUGCUCCUGUUCCUCCGGCAUCUGUCUGCCACGAACCAAACUACGACGAAGCCAAGUGCGCUGCUAUUCGUGAGGAAUGGGUCUGGCCAGAGAUUCACGAAUCUUGGCCGGGCGGCAUCCAGAGCCCCUACUGGCAGAACUCCAGCUGCGACCCGUUCAGUCCCGCAGAUACCCCUUGUACGUUGGGACAUAGUGUCUCUUACGCCAUCAACGUAACGAAUGCAGAAGAUGUGGUGCAAGGGCUUUCGUUCGCACGCCAGCACUCCCUCCGACUGACCAUCAAGAACACUGGACAUGAUUACAUGGGGAAGUCUACCGGAAAGGGAGCGCUCGCCCUCUGGACAAGUAGCUUGCAUUCGAUAGAAGUGCUAGAUUUUGCAAGCGAGGGAUACAGCGGUCCCGCCAUCCACAUGGGCGCAGGCGUACGUGGGCUUGAGGCUUACACGGCUGCCGCCAGCCACGGUCUGCGCGUGGUCGGAGGCUUCUGCCCGACAGUCGGUGUCGCUGGUGGUUAUACCCAAGGUGGAGGUCAUGGUCCUUUGAGCUCACAAUACGGCCUCGGGGCCGAUCAAGUCCUUGAGUGGGAAGUCAUCACGCCUUCCGGAGAACACGUCGUAGCGACGCCUCAGCAGUACUCUGACCUGUACUGGGCUUUGAGCGGAGGCGGACCUGGUACCUACGCAGUUGUGCUCUCGCUAACGGUGAGAGCAUACCCUGACGGUUCCAUCGGAGGCGCGACUCUGGCAUUCUCUACCGCCGGGGUGGAGAAAGAUGACUUCUGGAACUUUUUCAAGAGCUGGCAAGACCUUCUCCCUAGCCUCACUGCUGCUGGUGGAACAGCUGGAUAUGCCGUUACUAAGGACGCCUUCUUCAUCGCGCCUAUCACCCUCCCCAGGUGGACCAAGGAGCAGGUUUCCGGGUUGAUAAGCCCGCUGGUCGAAAGACUCGAUGAGCUGGGGAUAAUGUACAUGCUCGAAGUGACAUCAACACUCACAUUCUUGGACCAUUAUCGCAAGCACGGUGGCCCCCUACCCCGAGGUCCGUACACGAUUCACCACCUCUUCGGCGGCAGGAUGAUUCCGCGCUCCACUGUGGAAGAGAAUAGCACCGCUCUUGUUGGGGCCAUUCGCAGCAUUCUCGAAGACACGGAUGCUUUUCUGGGCUUUGUUGCUCUAGAUGUGGGUCAAAAGUCUUCACGAAAAGCCGCGGCAGAUAAUGCUGUGCUACCAGCCUGGCGGGACACUUUAGUCACAGUGCUCGCGCAGUCGACGUGGAACUUUAGUGCGCCUAGAGCGGACGGUCAACGACGCGCAGACGAAAUCACCAACGUGGUUGUGCCGAAGCUGAGACAUCUCACGCUUGGGUCCGGGACGUAUAUGAAUGAGGGGGACUUUCAGCUAAAGACCUGGAAGAAGGACUUUUACGGGGCGAACUACCCGAGACUGCGGGCUAUCAAGUCCAAAUACGACCCUGAGGGUCUUCUCUUUGGACUGACCGGAGUUGGAAGCGAUGCAUGGUCUGUCGACGAGGAGAACAGGCUGUAUUUCCUCCUCGGUACUUUCGUAGCAGUAGAUCAAGGCAUCGGUUCACUGAUUCUCAGGGGAGCCAUUAUUGGUUGA